Molecule: messenger RNA, 8007 nt
Organism: Gadus morhua (Atlantic cod)
Lineage: Eukaryota; Metazoa; Chordata; Actinopteri; Gadiformes; Gadidae
Gene: ulk1b
Product: unc-51 like autophagy activating kinase 1
Exons: 25
Coding region: 2382-5192 (936 amino acids)
Biological process (GO): autophagy of mitochondrion; peptidyl-serine phosphorylation; negative regulation of collateral sprouting
Cellular component (GO): cytoplasm; autophagosome; phagophore assembly site membrane
Molecular function (GO): ATP binding; protein serine/threonine kinase activity
Source: RefSeq, a predicted model, not a curated record
UUUCAUUUACGUGUGUGGCUAAUUUGUUGUUAAUGCUACACAUCCAAAAGUUCUAACCUAACCUCAGUUGGACCUGAUACACUCACUAUAAUUGGUAGAUUCUGCUGUAUAUUUCUCUAGGUCAGUGUAUUCAGAUGUAACUCUGUGCCACUAUUGGUUCCCUAUUAGGAGGAAAGGUUCCUGUUAAGCUCUUUUCCUGUUUUAGGGCCCUAGAAAGCGGCUUUGUGUCGUAAGGAAUUUCUUUACCUGCUGACCUGUUGUGGCCAACUCACAAGAGGUGUGAGCCUGCAUUGGGUGUGGAUUAAAACACCUCGCUAACACCAACUGUGCUGCUGGCCAGCUUGACCUCUUACUGACCCAUUGCCUCGUGCUGUAUUGGGUCCGAGUGGAAUUUGCAUCCUCCAAGGUGAUAUUCCUGAUCGUUGCCGGGCAACCUCAGGUGGUUCAUGUGAACACACCUGUCUGAGAGUUUCAGCGGCAGAAGGCAAGCCAGACUCCAAAUACACACUUGGCUGUUUAUUUUGUCUUUGUCACACUAAUAAACCAACCGCCGGAUAUUUCAGCACCUGGUUAAGCAUUGUGUGGUCUGCUAUAAGCAAGUCUGGCCAUUUAAAAUAUUCCAAAAAGCAGAACAUGAAAGUAAAAAAAAUGCAAGUGAAGGAGUCACUCUGAAGGGAAACUUAUAGUAGUCUGCCAGAAUAUGCACAAAUUAGCAACAAGAAUAUAUAUGACUCACAACGGCUCAUAAAGGUUAAAUAACUUGUUUCAGAGAGAGAGAGUCCUUUAAAUGCCAUACUUUUCAUGGCAUUUUUUGUUUUUUGGGAAUAAAUUAUCUUCCUUGCUUAUAAUGAGUUGGGGGUAUUUAGACGUAAACCAGGCAGUGAGUUCCAUAUGUACUACUCUAUUUAAAAUAGGAAAGAUUCCCAUAAAAGAACACUCUCUCCGCUGUCCUUUGUUUUUCUUCUGGUCAUCAUUUGAUCCUACACAAUGUGGCAUAUGUUCUGCUGACAAAACCAAAUUUAUGUUUUAAUUGUAUAGAUUGAAUAUAUCUUGCUAGGAUGUAGUUUGUUUGCCUGUGACCUAUCGAGAGGAAAUUGGAGAGACCACCUGGUUGGUUGCUGUUAGCGGUGGUUACAUUUCAGUUGUACACCGUAACUUUCUCGCUUGCACUGACCUGACUUUCGGUUUUGCACACCCAUUAAAUGCAUAAAACAUGUUGGCCGCUAAGACGUUGCACCCUCCUCUCUGAUAUAAUAAAGAGUCUUGAGCAUUUUCGGAUACAAUGUAGUUGAUUGUGGCAUCAAUGUUGCACUGUCUGACUGUUAACAUGCUGGUUAAUAGUGUCAUUCAAUAGCAUGCGUCGUAGAACCUACUGACCUGUCUAUCCAAGAUAGUAUUAAAGUAUAUUAUAACAUCAAAUCAUAAUGAGUGCAGAUCAACCACUUGGUUGUGGAGGGUGUAACCCUAGUGUAGGAGCGGCCCCAUCCAUGCCUGGAGACUGCUUGUCGUUACAGUAAAUGGGAACCUUAGAUAUGUUGGCCCUUGCAGGACCAGGGUUGGCUGUAUGUUCUCAGCCUCGUACUCUGGAUCCGGUGGUAGGGGAGAGACUCUCUCAGCAUCCAAACAAUUUCUCUCUGGGCUCUAAGAUUACAGGCAGGGUAUCGCACAGCGGCUGUGUGGACAGUUUGUGGGUUAGCCAGCGACGGCUUCACGACUUGAACUUCGGGGCAAACGUCUCAGACGCAGGGAAAAUGCAUUGCUGUCACGACUACAGAGGAACCCAUUUCCUGUUCAAUUCCCACUCUGGUGGAGAAUAUGUGUGUAGAAAACUUUUAUCAGAUUGUAGCAGGAGAACUGAAGGCAGUCGAUAGCAAGGACUUAAAGACUCGCAGGCAUCAUUUAAUUAAGGGAAGGAUUUAAUAAAUACAGUGUCAAAGGGUUAACGGUUCACCUAAGAUAUUUUAUUCAUCCCCACGGUCACCUAAAGAGGCUGAAACCGUUUCACAACGUUCUGCUCCCUUCUAUUUUUUUCCCACUGAGGUGCUGCAUUAAUGUCGGACGGAAAACCACAGCGAAUCCAAAGCUAACGACUCUCCCCAGAGAUAGAACUUGGCUUGUUGUUGGUUUGCUUUACCCAUCCAAAAAAAAAAAAAAAGGUGAAAAAAAAGUCUGAAAGUGCUGAGUCAGCCGGAUUAUGUCCACAGAAUCAAGCUCUGUCAUUGGCCGACUGAGGAGACGGGGGCAGUCUAGCGUGGCCUGUUGCUGGGUGAUAAGAGGAGAUUCUGGGGUGGCGUGCGCCGUGUUGACUAACGCUGAAGGGUUAACGUGAGGAGAGGAAAGACGUCUCCAAACAGGAAACGGCCAGCUCAGUGUACCUGGUGAUGGAGUACUGCAACGGCGGGGACCUGGCAGACUAUUUACACUCUAAAGGCACCCUUAGUGAGGACACCAUCCGCGUGUUCCUGCAGCAGAUCGCAGGGGCUAUGCAGGUCCUGCACGGCAAGGGCAUCAUCCACCGGGACCUGAAGCCCCAGAACAUCCUGCUUUCCUACCCGCCGGGGCGCAAAUCCCACUCCAACAACACCUGCAUCAAGAUCGCUGACUUUGGCUUCGCCAGGUACCUCCAGACCAACAUGAUGGCUGCCACCCUCUGUGGAUCUCCCAUGUACAUGGCCCCUGAGGUCAUCAUGUCCCAGCACUACGAUGCCAAAGCGGACCUCUGGAGCAUCGGCACCAUCGUGUUCCAGUGCCUCACUGGCAAGGCCCCCUUCCAGGCCAGCAGCCCUCAGGACCUACGCCUCUUCUAUGAAAAGAAUAAGAAUCUCAGCCCAAGCAUCCCCAGAGAAACCUCCAGUCAUCUGAGGGUUCUGCUGCUGGCUCUGCUUCAGCGGAACCACAAGGACCGCCUGGACUUCGAUGAGUUCUUUACUCAUCCGUUCCUCGAGAGCAGCUCCUCUACCAAAAAGACGACUCCAGUCGUCACCAUGACGUGUUUUUCCAGUUCUGCAUCGGCCAGCUCCUGCAGCAGCUCCUCCACCUCCCACCUGGCCUCUCCCCCGCUGUCCCUGGCUGAAGGUCAGCCACCGCGGCCCAAGACUCUGGCCUCUCCUACCCAGGAUGCAGCGGGGUUCCUCAAGGACUCCUCCGGGGGCGCCGGCAGCAGCAAGAACUCGUCUUCGUGCGACACGGACGACUUUGUGAUGGUUCCAGCCCAGUGUCCCAGCGAGGCCGCAGCGUUCCAGGACAGCUUGAUGAACAGUGGCUCUAUGCUGGCCUCGGCUGGACUGUGUGUCCAGGCCAGGACCCCCCCACACUCUCCCUCCUACAGCACAUCCCCCAACCCAGUCAGCAAGCCCAUUGAGUGCUCACCGAGUAACUACGGUGGUCACCAUGGAAACCGCGGCCAGUCAGUGCCUAUCCCCGUUCCCACUCAGGUCCACAACUACCAGCGCAUGGAGGAGAACCUCAGUUCACCCAGGACGGACAUCUCCCCACGCUUGUCCAGCCCGGUCCAUCGCUGCGGCAGUGGAGGGUCGCUUGGCUUCUUCAGGAUGGGACCCCCAUCUCCGUCCAGCCACGGACCCCAUCCCCCCAACAGCAGCACCCCCCGUAGGCAGUCCAUCGGAGGGGCCAAGACUCUCCCUCUCAUCCCUCACGCCUUCCAGUCCACUGAGCCAAAGCCAGCGCCCCAGCAGCAGGAGUCCGGGCUGGGCACGCGGCUCCACAGCGCCCCCUGUCUGCUGGAGUGUGCUGGCGGUGGCGGCGUUAGGCAGAAGGUCAGGAAGCAGCACUCUGACCCUGUGAUGACCCCCCAACCCCUGCACCCCUCCCCCCGGAUCAGCCCCCUCCCCACCAUCCUCGGCUCCCCCUCCAGGACCAUCCCCCCCUUUGAGUUCCUGAACUCCCCCUCCGGCUCCCCCAACCUGGUGACCUUCCUGACCCAGCAGGGCCUGGUUCUGGGCCCCGCCCCGCCGGAGCUCCCGGCGACGGCCCACCGCACGGCCCCCCGGCCCCCAUACCAGGACCCCCGAGGCUUCGGACGGUCCAGCAGUGCUAGCCGUCUCACUGAAAUGCUGCUGAUGGCUGCGUUUGGAGCAGGAGGAGCAGGGGGAGGAGGAGGGGGAGGGGGAGGAGGGGGAGGAGGAGGAGGAGAAGGAGGCGUGGCCGCUGGCGAACCAGGAAACUCGGAGCCCGUGACCUCGGCCAGAGCAAUAGACAUAAAAGCGCCUCCUGGUUGUGGAGGGGCCCCCGGAGGCCCGGCUCAGGUGGUCUUCACUGUGGGCUCCCCGCCCAGCAGCAGCACCCCCCCACAGACCCUCAGACACAGGAAGUACUCAGGCUCCCCCAGCUCCGUCAGUCCGGCGGGCUCCUUCUCUCGCCUCUACGCCCACGCCGGCACCUGCGUGGACGGCCUGCAGGGGUCCUCCUGCCCACGCUACGGCCCGGCCGACCCCAUCGCCGCCAAUAUGGGCGGGCCCGUGUCCUUCGAGGCCCCUGAGCUCCCGGAGGAGACCCUGAUGGAGCAGGAGCACACUGACACCCUGCAGAGCCUGCGCUUCACGCUGGACUUCUGCCGCUGUCUGCUGGAGGUGGCGGGGGCCCGGGGGUCCAGUGAGGCGGACGGGGACCGGGGGUCCGGAGGGGCCCUGGACCGGGGCAACUCCAUCCUCCAACAGCAGAGCCUGGUGGCCGAUCAGAUCAGCUCCUUCAGCAGAGAGUGGAGUUAUGCAGAGCAGCUUGUCCUGUACCUGAAGGCUGCAGAGCUCCUGUCCAGCGCCCUGCACAUGGCUAUGGAGCAGGUGAAGCAGGGCAAGCUGUACCCCUCCACCACCGUCAAGCAAGUGGUGCGGCAUCUGAACGAGCUCUACAAGAGCAGCGUGGGGUCGUGCCGAGGGCUGAGCGGCCGCCUGGAGCACUUCUUCUCCAGGAAGCAUCUCCUCAUGGACCACGUCUCCUGCAUCCGGGCCGAGAGGCUGCUGUUCAGCCACACGGUGCACAUGGUGAAGGCGGCUGCACUCGACGAGAUGUUCCAGCAGGGGGCAUCUUCGGCCAUGCGCUACCACAAGGCCCUGCUGCUGAUGGAGGGCCUGACGCUGCUGCUCACUGAACAGGACGACAUCCUCAGUGUUAGCAAAUGUAAAGAGUGCAUCGAGAGGCGUCUCACAGCUCUGCAGUCGGGGCUCUGCGCUUGAAAUAGAGCGAGACACCCCCGCUAGAGCCUGGAUAUACUGCAUCGUUAGGGUGUCAAUCACCUUACCCUUAGCCCCGCCCCCCUCGCCCUUUCAACCCUGCUGAUUGACAUCCCGGUCCACAAAUAGCUCCCACCAAGUGACAUGCUGUUUUGAGCUCGUCCACCCGCUGAGGCUUCGCAACGCCCCCACAUGUGUCAAGAUGCUGAUGUGUCUCAUCCCCGGACAUCACUUCACAGCGCUGGGACUUAUUAAGUGUCGGUGUUGUUAUGAAGGAGGAGCGUCCGAUUUCUUGAUGGAGGACGGAGCAGACCACGGUGUGGAGGAGUUUAGCCUUAUCUCACCCGAGCUCGGUUAUUCCUUAUGGAGCUGGCCUAACGACCACGUGGGUUCAUAUAGCCACAGCUAAUCACACCUAGCCAAGUAGGGCCAUAUGCUUAUCCGGCAAAAAUAGAUGUACUAAGGACUCACUUUCACUACAUGCAGAAAAUGCUGUAUUUAAAAGUCCCUUGUCGAGAAUAGUGGCAAUGUAACUGUGAGCUUUAGUGUGUGUUUUUAUUUUAAGAUUUAAGUUAUGUACCAGGAGUUUUGUGAGUUUUCACAUUCCAGGAACUAUUCCUGUCCUUUUGUCACUUUAUGGAUCGCUGUAAUUAUCGAUCACUGUAUUUAUGGCUCGCUAUGUUUGCCAUAUCAAAGACUACGUUCAACUUUCUUCCGAGGACUGGACUCAAUAGUGUAUCAGUGAAAAGCCGUUGUACAGGCUCUCUCUAUAGAUGAAAGCUGGAUACGCUGCCUGCAACAGACAGAACCUGGAACAAGGAAUGGAUCACUGUGCAGGAACACACUGAACUGUGUUGGUCAUGCAGGCAAUCACCGUGACUUUAACAGGGAUUCAUGGACGUGUUGCAGCAUGAGCAACGUCUCUAGUACCUUAAGUUGAUUUUGGAUGAGUUGAGUUGAAUUGCAUUUCUCUUGCCUGUUGUGAUCUGGUUUUUAUUGGGGGGGGGUGGGGGGUGAUAGCGAGUAUAAUCAGUUAUUGAAUGUCAAGGUUCGUUCAGUGGAGACCACAACCAAAAGGAGUUUAUGGUAAAGGCCUGAGGGCCUGAGUGAGCUGCAGUGUUGAACUGUACUGAAGCAGUGUGUGGACAGAGGUUUGGUGGUAUUUGCUGAACAGUUUUAGCUUGUUUUGUAGAUCGCUAUCUGUAUGGGCUGCAUUUUGUGGAAUUUCAUUUGGUUGCUUCUCAAUAAUAGCGUUUGUAGGUAGAGCCCCUGGUUAAGGUUGGUGUGUGUGUGUGAGUGUUAAGCUUUUCAACCUUUCGAAAGCGGUUUUAGAAGUUGAUGAAUACAAUUUGAAAAGCAAAAAUGUUGAACACUGAAAGAUUUUGAAAAAGGUGUUUUUUAUUGGGUAGCCCAAAGAUGGUCUGCAUUGGAUUUUAAGUGUGGAAACCCCUUUUGUGUUUUAUGUAGAAUUUGACCAACGAUGUUCUCCAACAUCCCAGGUGUUGUUAUGAAUGUGGCACCAGCGGUAUGGGUCAAUUCCUGGUUUACUUCAGAAAGACUUGACGUGAGCGGUAUGCAUGAUGCCAUUGUUGUGGGAGGUGUUGAUGGAUAGUGUGGUGUACACAGAUCUAAAGAAGUGCUGUAUAAACAUUAGUCCCAUUUUGAUGAUGCUGUUUGCGUAAGGGGCACUGUUCUUUUAUACAUCCUGGGGGGGGGGAAUAGGACUAACCCUAACCCAGUGUCAUAGCCUCACAUAGUCUAUUUUUCUCCAAGUGUAACCCGCAUAAAACAUUAAACCCUGUGUGUGUGUGUGUGUGUGUGUGUGUGUGUGUGUGUGUGUGUGUGUGUGUGUGUGUGUGUGUGUGUGUGUGUGUGUGUGAAGAGAAUGUGUCGGUUUAAGUGUUUUAUUUAUGCACGUGUACUUGCUAUUUCUUUUAUUAAGACUAAUCGCAAAUUUCGCCUGCGUACACAAUUUAUUCAAGUUGUAGUGUGUUUAUAUAUUACUUUUUCUUUUUUUAAUAUAAAAACAUUCCUUUUGAAUUGACCCACAUCUCGUUGAAGUGCAUUGUGGGUACGUAGCAGGUUGUAAAUGACCUCCGACCUUUUUAAGCUGAAGCAUGUGACACUUUGUUUCCAGGAUUACUUACAAUCACCACUGUCAUGUCUCAAUCAUGAUAGUUAUCAUAUUGUUGUGGUCGUUCUUAUUGUGUAGGAAUUCAAUGUACAUCAAACCAUAUUAACACAGAUUGACAGGAUAGGCAGAAUCAAAUUUGGAGAUUAUACUUUUUGGGACCAGAGUUUAAGAUGUUAUAAUGUCCCUGACUCGUGACUAUGUCUUAUUUCUACGUUCUUAUUUUCCUACUGUCUCUGUGAAGUCAUACUCUCAUUUAAUAGUGGUAGGAAGAUGCUUAUACUCUGUAUAUGUGUAUAGAUCUAUAUAUAUAUAUAUAUAUAUAUAUAUAUAUAUAUAUAUAUAUAUAUAUAUAUAUAUAUAUAUAUAUAUAUAUAUAUAUAUAUAUAUAUAUCUAAUUUCAUUUCGAUUAUUUUGUGUGUUUCUUUGCUCAAGAUCAUAACACAUCUUACUUUUUCGGUACCAUGUGUAAAUAUUGUAUAUUAAGUUAUUGUUCUUAUUGUAAAUAUGACACGGGAAGCAUGGAGUUAAUAUUACCAUAAAACUUCCAAAGAAGCUUUGGCCAUGAGCAAAUACCCCAUACGGUCCACGCCUGCAGGGCAUUUAAAUGAAGACACUAUCUUAAUGGCUCUGAUGUACCAUUACUGUUUGAAAUGUCCAACAUUAAUAAAUUGUUAAGCAACUGGA